AUGGAUCCCCCGGUACGCGUCAUCCUGGAUGUCGGCGCACAGAUCCUGGAGCUUGAUAACAUUGGCGUGGCGCAAGCGUGGCUGUCUAUACUCUCUGGUGAUGAGGCGACGCAAGCCGCCAUUUUUGUCGACAGGGAUGAUCAUAUCUGCGUCCUUGAUCGCAAAGGCUAUGUCGAGCCGCUGCAUACGUCGCCAUUCGCCACGCAGCUCGACGUCUGCGUGGUGUUUCUAGACGAGGCACACACGCGCGGCAUUGAUUUGGCACUACCCCACUACUACCGCGCGGCCGUCACACUUGGCGCCAACCUGACCAAAGAUAGACUCGUGCAGGCGUGUAUGAGGUUGAGAAGACUAGGCCACGGACAGUCUGUCGUCUUUUGCGUACCCAGGGAAAUCUGCUCCAAAUUACACACUACCCAGCCCACCGUGGCCGAUAUUCUACAAUGGGCGAUCAAAGGCACCUGGGAAGACGCAGCGCGCAGCGUUCCCCUGUGGGCCGUCCAGGGACGACGCCAUCAAGCGCAGGCCACCGUCUGGAAAGCGGCGCAGACAGAGGACGGCGCGCUCCAAAUGACAAGGUCGCAAGCUAGCCAGUUUCUGGAGCAAGAGGCAGUCUCGAUGGAGACUCGCUAUGCGCCACGCAUGGACACCGCAGCCGCAGCUGGGGACGACGAUCCCAUCAACCAGCGAUUCCGCGCGUUCAGGCCCAUGAAUUACUUCGCCGCGGCUCUAAGCGAGGAGCAGGAGCGCGAGCUGUCGCCCGAGAUUGAGCGGGAGCGCGAGGUGCAGCGGGCUGCGCCUGAGCGGCCCGCGUUGCACGCCCUGCAUCCGGACAUGGUCACCUACGUGGCGACGGGCCGCCUGGCUGCGGAUUCGUCGGCCCGGGUGCCGGCUUUUGCCUCGCUGUCGGCUACGAGUGCCGCGCGGUACCUGGAUCUCAAUACAUGUCCACCUCAUGUGUAUGUGUCGCGGGACUUUGCGCAGACGGUUGAUGGGGGCGGCUCCGACUGCACGCAGCGGCCUGUACAGUGGGUUUUGGUGAGCCCGCCGCGGUCCCAAGCGCCGGCUAUUGACACCAUGAUGGUUAUUAGCCCCUAUGAGGCGCAAAUGCUACUGCCGGCGAUCCAGAAAUCCACCAGUGUGGCCUUGUGUCUGUACGCGCCGCGGCCGAACCAGGGCUAUAGUGCGCUGGAUGCUUUGGACUUAUACACGGUGCCGGAGCAGCUGGACAUAUGUGUGCCUCCGCAAUUCGCCAUCUGUUUGAAUGUAUUUGCCGGGCAGCUGUAUUUUGGGUCCGAGCUGGAGGCCAUCCGCGUCUGUCACUAUCUUGGCAUCAACUUGUCGAUGGCUAUUACCCCACCCUACGAAGAAUAUUGUUUCGCCAAGGACGAUGGCAGGCGGCAACCACGGCAGUAG
Molecule: messenger RNA, 1416 nt
Organism: Cordyceps fumosorosea ARSEF 2679
Lineage: Eukaryota; Fungi; Ascomycota; Sordariomycetes; Hypocreales; Cordycipitaceae
Exons: 3
Coding region: 1-1416 (471 amino acids)
Source: RefSeq, a predicted model, not a curated record